AUGGCACGAAAGGACCCGAAAGUCGAGACGCAGCAGAACGAUGCAGUCUUGUCUAAGUCGAGUGAGGAGCCACCGCCAGAUUACGAUGAUGAGGAUAAGCGACGAGCCAGCGUGCAGCAGAAUUUGAACCAGCUCAAUGAUCCUUCAAAUACCGAUCUUUCCAUCGCAGCCAUUCUCAAAGGCAGCGCGACCAGUCCACUGACCGCAUUCGAGAAGAAAGCCGCCCUCAUCAAUGCUGAACUUGACAAGUUUGGACUGGGAAAAUAUCAAAUAUGCAUCUGGUUCCUCUGUGGCUUCGGCUACUUCCUGGAUCUCGCGUGGUCUCAAGGUGUUGGCCUGGCUGCUACUGCCAUCUAUCAAGAGAUGAAUGUGCCCGAUGGCCAGACGGGAAAGAUUUACUCUCUGGCCAAUGCUGGUCUAGCAGUGGGAGCUCUGUCGUGGGGGAUACUUGUUGAUAUUAUUGGGAGGCGCUGGGCUUUUAAUCUCACUUGUCUGAUUACGUCGGUGUUUGGGAUGCUUUUGGCUGCUCCAAAAUACAACUACGAUGCCAUCUGCGGUAUCUACUUCCUAGCCUCGAUAGGACUCGGCGGCAACAUUCCAAUCGAUGCGACCAUCGCUCUUGAGUAUCUGCCACAGAACCGCCGAAACUUGGUGGCCCUACUUUCCUUGUGGCAGCCAGUCGGUGUCGUCUUCGCCUCUGGAGUCGCCUACGGAACAGCAGCGAAACCAGCGUGGCGAUGCGAUCCCGCUUUGCCGUCAUGCGCUGCUGUCGCAGAUGGCGAAGCAUGCUGCACCGUCUCAAGCAACAUGGGCUGGCGAUAUCUGCUUAUCAUCCUUGGUGCUAUAACUCUGGUCGUCUUCUUCCUCAGAGUGCUGGUCUUUAGGUUCUACGAAUCACCCAAGUUCCUGCUGAGCAAGGGCAAAGAAGCAGAAGCUAUCGAAGUCCUGCACAAGAUCGCCAAAUUCAACAAGGCUCCACCACCUGUUCUGACAGUCGACAUGUUCCGAGCCAUCGAUGAGACCAGUCCGAUCAGUUCAUCUGAGCCAACGGGCCCACUCAACACGACUCAGACGACGAAGAAGGUUCUCGGGAACAUUGCAUACAGCUUGAGGAACCUCAAAGCCUUGUUUACGAAUAGGCUACAGGCUUUCGUCUUCUUCUUGCUCGCCGUCGCCUACAUGGGCGACUAUUGGUCCUUCAACUUAGCUGGCUCUUACUUGCCAAUCAUCCUGCUCCGGAACGAGGUCGAUAGUGGCCAGGGUACAGUCACUGAGACUUAUCGCCACUACGUCUACAUCUACCUGCCCGGCAUCCUCGGAGCCGUUCUCGCUCUGAUCUCGGUGCAACUUCCCAUCGUGGGCAGGAAGUGGUCCUUGGUGUUCUCGGCCAUCUGCCAGGGACUAUCCAUGGCGAUGUAUACGCAAGUCAAAACGACCGCUGGCUAUGUCGGACUGAAUGCUCUGGAGUAUAUUAUGCAGACAUACUUCAACGCGGUGCUUUACGCAUCAGCUCCGGAACUCUUCGAUACCAGCUACCGCGGCUCAGCCAGUGGCAUGCUGUCGUGUCUUGGUCGCAUAGCUGGUAUUGUAGCUCCUUUCGCUGGACAGCACUAUCUUGCGACGGACAGUUCUGGCAUUUUGUGGCUUGGGGCAGGAGGUAUUUGGUUGUCGGCGUUCAUGAUGGUGUUUUUGCCGGUUGAGAUGAGGAAUAGGCAGAUGUUUUAG
Messenger RNA from Fulvia fulva, 1725 nucleotides. RefSeq lists its product as uncharacterized. The transcript is spliced from 3 exons. Bases 1 to 1725 code for a protein of 574 amino acids. The record is from RefSeq and is a predicted model, not a curated record. Gene Ontology annotation, molecular function: transmembrane transporter activity. Lineage: Eukaryota; Fungi; Ascomycota; Dothideomycetes; Mycosphaerellales; Mycosphaerellaceae. Gene Ontology annotation, biological process: transmembrane transport. Gene Ontology annotation, cellular component: membrane.